AUGUCAGGAAAAUUGAAACGUUUCGAUGCUUAUGCUAAAACACUCGAAGAUUUUCGUAUUCGAACAACAAGCGGUGGAUUUGUUACAAUAAUUAGUUCAAUUAUUAUAUUUGUCUUAGUUAUGAUGGAACUAAAGUAUUUUUUAACAAAAGAUGUUGUACAAGUUUUAUUUGUUGAUACAAGUCGACAAGAAAAAAUGAAUAUAACAAUUGAUAUUAAAUUUCCUGUUUUGCCAUGUAGUUAUUUAACUGUUGAUGCUAUGGAUGUUUCAGGUGACACACAAACCGAUAUUAUUCAUACUUUAUAUAAAACAAGAUUAGAUUUAAAUGGAAAUAUUUUGCAAGAUACUGUUGUUAAAGUAGCACUUCAACCAUUACCAAAAAUAAAAAAUGACAGUUUAGAAACAACAACAACCGCAGCAGCACCUGUUUCUGAUUGUGAAUCAUGUUAUGGUGCUGAAUCAGCUGUACAUAAAUGUUGUCCGACAUGUGAUGAUGUUAAAGCAGCUUAUCGAGUCAAAGGAUGGUCAUUCGAUCCAAUUGGUGUUCAACAAUGUGUUCGCGAGGGGAAAACGGUCGGCAUGUCUAAUUCGGAUGAUGGUUCUCUGCCAGUCAAUGAAGGUUGUCGAUUACAUGGUCAUUUGGAAGUUAAUAAAGUUGCCGGAAAUUUUCAUAUUGCUCCUGGUCAAUCAUUUGAACAACAUCAUGUACAUGUUCAUUCAUUACGAAAUAUUCGUUUGAAUAUGCUCAAUACAACACACUAUGUCGAUGAAUUAACAUUCGGUGAAACGUUUCCAAAUCAAAUAAAUCCAUUAUCGAAUACAAAACAAAUAGUAAAUUCACAUGAUAACGGAGCUGUACUUUAUCAUUAUUAUGUUAAAAUUGUUCCGUCGGCAUAUGUGUUUUUAAAUCAAACACAAAUAAUAACAAAUCAAUAUUCAGUAACGAAACAUAAAAAAAUAAUUAACAAUAUUUUCGAUUCAUCCGAUCAUCAAUUACCGGGAACCUUUUUUACUUACGAAAUAAGUGCAAUUAUGGUAAAAUUUGUUGAACAGAAACGAUCGUUAGCACAAUUUUUAACAUCUCUAUGUGCAAUAGUGGGUGGCGUUUUUACUGUAUCAAGUUUAAUUGAUGCUUUUAUUUAUCGUGGUAGCUGUAUUCUACAUAAAAAACUAGAGUUAGGCAAAGCCACAUGA
Molecule: messenger RNA, 1194 nt
Organism: Rotaria socialis
Lineage: Eukaryota; Metazoa; Rotifera; Eurotatoria; Philodinida; Philodinidae
Source: the annotation of a GenBank genome assembly